UUGAACACUUUGACUUGUUUAGUUCAAUUGAGUUGCUGACAAAGCCGGCGGCUUUCCAUGUCUAUCUCCUCCGCUUCCCGCCGCGCCGGCGCCGGCGCUCUCCCCCUGCUCCGCCGGAUCGGCGCCGCGCUCCGCCGCCCCUUCUCGUCGGAGCCGGACCCCGCCUCCGCCCCAGGGUACCACGUCGCCGGCGGUCCCAGCUUCAUGCGAGGCACGGUGUUCUGGGAGACCGGCCGGCCGCUCACCAUCGAGGAGUUCCGCAUGCCGCGCCCCAAGGCCGGCGAGGUCCUCAUUAAGACCAAAGCUUGUGGGGUUUGCCACUCCGAUCUCCAUGUUCUCAAGGGUGAGCUCCCAUUCUCAAGCCCUUGCGUUGUUGGACAUGAGAUCACUGGGGAGGUUGUUGACCAUGGUUCUCACACUCCUGCUGAGAUCAUCAACAGGUUCCCAGUUGGCAGUCAUGUUGUUGGUGCGUUUAUAAUGCCCUGUGGGAAUUGCUUCUACUGUGUUAAGGGUCAAGAAGAUCUAUGUGAGUCUUUCUUUGCAUACAACCGUGCUAAAGGAACACUGUACGAUGGUGAAACCCGAUUAUUUCUUCGGAGUAAUGGAAAGCCAGUGUACAUGUACAGUAUGGGUGGGCUUGCAGAAUAUUGCGUUGUCCCGGCCAAUGCACUAGCAGUUCUUCCCAAUUCGCUGCCAUACACAGAGUCUGCGAUUCUAGGAUGUGCCGUGUUCACUGCAUAUGGUGCCCUGAGGCAUGCUGCUGAAAUGCGUGCUGGUGAUUCAGUAGCCGUGAUUGGAGUCGGAGGGGUUGGGUCAAGCUGUUUACAGAUAGCAAAAGCCUUUGGAGCUUCUGAAGUCAUUGCAGUGGAUGUUCUUGAUGAGAAACUCCAGAAUGCUAGAACACUUGGAGCAACCCAUACUGUAAAUGCAGCAAAAGAAGAUGCUGUUGAAAGGAUUAAGGAAAUUACUGAUGGGAGGGGUGUGGAUGUAGCUGUGGAGGCACUUGGCAAGGCAUUGACGUUUUCUCAGUGUGCCAAAAGUGUACGAGAUGGAGGCAAAGCUGUGAUGAUUGGGCUUGCUGCAACAAAUGUUAUGGGAGAAGUGGAUAUAACCCGUCUUGUUCGCCGACAGGUGAAGAUCAUUGGGUCGUAUGGUGCGAGGGCCAGGCAAGAUCUUCCUCAGAUAGUCAAGCUAGCUGAAAGUGGGGCCUUCAAUCUUAAGAACACUAUAUCAAGGAAAUGCAAGUUUGAAGAGGCGAACAGCGCCUACGAGGACCUUGACCAUGGCAAGAUCGUUGGGCGAGCUGUAGUUGAGAUCAUGUAGUGAUGACAUAAUUCUGUGGUUCACAGUCUGGAACUCUUGGUCAGACAAAUAAGUAGGCUGUGACACCACAUAUUCCAUGAACACCCCACUCCCUGAUUUGUGUAAGAAGCCAGCAUGUCUGAAAUUGUUUAUGGUAAACUAACAGGGAGAUCUUUA
Oryza brachyantha (malo sina) is the source of this 1479-nucleotide messenger RNA. Its product is annotated as alcohol dehydrogenase. The record is from RefSeq and is a predicted model, not a curated record. The transcript has 8 exons. Gene Ontology annotation, molecular function: oxidoreductase activity. Lineage: Eukaryota; Viridiplantae; Streptophyta; Magnoliopsida; Poales; Poaceae. Bases 58 to 1323 code for a protein of 421 amino acids.